AUGGAGUAGCAGCUUGAAAUGAUUAUUUCACAUGGAAAUCGUUAUAACGCAUGAUUUAUUCUUUAAGUAGUAUUAAAAUGAAUUAUUCUUGCACACUACGUUUGCAUUCCAUAUAUAACUGAAAAAUUAAAAACCUGUACUGUAUCUUUUAAUUAUUUUAUUAUAUUCUAUGGAUAAUUAAACUUCUGAAGUCUGAUUGUUAAACAGGACGAGUUAUACAAAGUAUAUCGGAUUAAGGACCCUUGGAACAGCAAGAAUUACAUAAUUGAAUCCUCUUUCUAAGUGAGCUGAUUGUGCAGAAGAAAAUAUUCAUUCGAAUUACUGCAGCUGUGUUGUUCUAAGAGAAUUACGAGUAUCGAAGAAACGUACCACGGAUUUAUUGGAUUUUUAUUUCAUUAAGAUGGUUUAUGGCAUUGUUCGCAUUGCGGAAAUAUAAAGCAACGGGAUACUAAAGCUCAAUGUUGUUCGUUCUGCGGUGGUUAAGGAGACCUUACUUACAGCACAUUCAACACAGUUUGAUAAGUAAUGUGGUAAACUGCACACCAUGUAUUCUUUCUUGUUGUGGUUGUAAAGUUUCGUGAUUGUGGACGUUUUUAUACCAUCAUUAACACUGUUGUUGUCUUUUGUUAAGGUAGUUCUGCACGUUUGAUCAACCGGAAGUGAUGGUGUUACGUCAUUUAUCCGGAAAACGUAGAAUAAAGCCUGGAUUUGGUGUACGGAAAUGAAAACCAUUUUAUGAAUUACUGGCAACCCGUUAGUAUUUUUUGCCAUGACACUGUUACUAUCUUUCUAAAGUUAAAAUAUGAUAGUUAACAUCUGACACGUUAAAUGAUUCAAAAUAUUGUCUUAAAAUUAGCCUGAAACUUGCGGUUCACUUUAAUCAUGGUCAAAUAUCUCGUAAACAAGCGCACGGAUCUAUACAUUUUAUUUCACCAUAUUAUAGACCAUAUGUUUAUUUACGAUUUUGAGAAGUUUCAUUAAAAUCUACAUUGUAGAAACAUUUCUAUUCGCGAAAAUGUUAUGAAAGUUGUGAUUUUCCCAUAGACUCCCAUUAUGAAAAAUUGCGUGAGGUCCAAAUUUUUCAGAUCAAUCUAGCAAAAAAUCAAGCACACGACCCUAUCAUUUUUUAUUUUAUUUUUUUUUUUUUUUUUUUGCUAAAUUUUCUAAGUAUAUUCUGAAGUUCUGAAAAAUCAGGGUUUAAUCAAAUUCUACAUUGUAGAAAAAAAAUUGGUUGGAAUGUGCAGAACUACCUUAAAUGGUGCUGUGUCAUUUAUACAUUUUAUACCUUAGAACGUUCAAUUACGUGAUGAUUACUUACACCGAAAAUGGUUUUCAUUUGAGGAAAGUAUGACUGACUUAAACUAAUGAUUCGGCGCUAACUUAAACAAUUUUUGUCAUGAUUUUAAUACCAAAAUAUGCAGCAAACCUUUGGACAAUUUGCUUUUGUAGUCUUUUAGUUUGGUUUUAUUACCAAAAUAUCAAACCUAUAUCAUUGAUGGACUCUUUUAGGUAUUCGCUCACAUCACGUAAUUUGAACCAUUUCAUUCUCAAAAAUGACUAAUUCUGAAACUAUAAACUUACUGUGUUUUUUUUUUUAGAAUUUGUCGUUUGUAGAUUAGAUUUUGUUUUUCGACUUUUUUUAUUUUAUACCUUAUUAUAAUAGAAUUGUUUCAGUUCAUAGAACUUAUAAAGUUGAAUACUAGUAAUAAUGCAGUCUGAAUGAUUUUAUUUGAUAUUACUAAUAAUAAUAGGAUAAAUCUUAUUAUUCAAAGCACUUUAGUGCAUUUAAUUAGUACUUUUGUUUGAUAACUUGAAUUUUAUAAAAUUGAAAGUAAAUAUGAGAGAGGGUUUUACAUAUAAAACACACAAGAAACAAGAUGGCUAUAUUUGAUAUUCUAUGUGCAUGAAACAAUUUUAGACUAUUUGUUUCAUCAGUAAUUUGGUUUUACUCUUAUUAACGUGUAUAAUCGAUUAAGAAAACAAUUUAAAUUGAUACAGUGUAUCCAAAGACGAAGUCACGUCAAAUCUUUUAACGUAUUUUGUUCGUUUACAAAAUUUCGUUGAAAAAUGGCGCGAGUCCAAACGUUUUGUUUUAGAAUACAAUUAACAAUUACUAUUUUAAGAAAAAAAGAAACAAUAGAAACAUAAGUAGUACAUUCACAUCACUAUCUAUGUCGGGUGGAAAGGUAAAACUUUAGCUUAGCGUCAGGACAUGAUUCUCAUAGAAAUCCGAACAAACAAUAAUUGUAAUCAUAUCAUUAUCUCUGCAUUUGCUACUGAAAAAAGAAUAGCAUUGAACAACUACUAAAAAGGGAAAUAUAUACUUAUAUUUUAGCGGAUCUGUUCAGGAAUCCUACUAUUCAUAAUUACCUAAGAUACUUUAAGUAAUCGUGUGUAUUGAAAGGCCAGAUAUUGCUGCAGAGACUUGGAUUUUCUUUACGACACACUUGAGUCUAAUGUUUUAAUAUCACGUGGCGUAUUUUUCUGUCACAUCGUUUGGAACACAUUUCGAUACAAAUCCAUAACCUCGCUAGAGUGCGGUACAAAUGUAAAUGACUGAUUACCUCCCUCCGGAAAACAUGUCAAGUAUUAUAUACUUCUUUUCUCGCGGCAAAGUGUGGUCUUUACCUGUUUGUUUGUAGCCCUAAUACCAUCAUUUGAACUACAAAUAAAUUAUGCUCAAAAAGUUUUGGUGAAACUUUGCAAGAUGCGUUGUUUCAGAUACACGAUACAUAUUUAUGCGCAGGCAUAUCCGCUUGAAAUUAUGAAACAUAGUGCAGAAUCAAACUAGCUUUUUCUGCAAAACAUAAGAAAAUCUGUCUCUGGCUUUGAAUACAAUUUUCGGCUUAAAAUAGAGUUUCUUUAAAAUUGAAUGUAUUUAUGUGUGUUUUAUAUGAAACUGUCUCUCGUCUAUACAUAACCAAUUUGUAUGUUUUUCAUGACACAAAUUUAAACAUUUCAAAAUUGAUAUUAGUUCUUACGUUAUACUGUCAGAUGUCAUACAGGAGCUUGAACAUUGGCUUACGUUAUUUUUUUUAUUUGGGCUGAAACGUAUAUGUUUGUGUCGUGAAAGACAUUAAUUAUACUCAAUUAUAAAUCACUUAUGGAAUAUUUUUGAGGUUGCCAGAACACGAGAAGCGUUCAUAACAAAAUGCAUCUGUAACUACAAAGUUUCUAACUUUUAUCUAUCCGUGUGAAAGUGUGCGUUUCAUUUUUAUAUGAAAGAAUCGAAGCAUCCCAUCUGUUGGUUAUACAGCUACGUAAACUUAUAAGUAUACCCCUGUAAUAUUUUGAAAUGAAUUGCACACUGUUGACAUUUUCUAAAGAUGGUAUAUUCGGAACCAGAAAGAGUAAAGUUUAAAACAUAUCAUAUGCCUAUUGUAUAUUACAAUAAUGCUAAAAUAUCUCAGCCAUGACGUGUCCUUAAUACUUUUAUACCGUAUCAUUAUUGUAGAAAUGAAUUAUUGUUAACUUUGACUAACCCCGUUGUGCAGUAAUCCCUAUAACCAUUUGUGUGCAAUUAAUUUCAAAAUAUUACUGGGAUAUUUUACUAAGUUAUCGCAGCUGUACGUUUCAGAACCCUAUUAUAGUUUAUGUGGAUGGCACCGGAAACUGCAAUAUAAGAAUAUUUUGACCGAAAGUUUUGCUAAAGAUCAACUUCAAUAGGCAUUUUCUAAGCGCAUGUUAAUUUUGAGAUUUGUAUUUCUACUCCGAAAUCGGUUUUAUUGAACACAGGGCAUUUAGCAAAGUGUAAAGCCGUGCUCGAUUUGUCCCAAGAAAGAAAUUUAUCCCGGAUAUUCAUGAAAGAACAAGCACAUGACAGUAAUUUUCAAAUUUGUCCGAUGAUAUUAGAUCUUUUAUUUUGCGCUAAUACUUUAAAUUAGCCUGAGACGUUAUGCUCCCAAUUAAUUACUAUGCAGUACCGGUAUCUGAAAUAUUAAUGGCGAAAAAACAAAUCGAUAAAAUAGGGCAUAUUGUAACAUAAAACCAAGUAUAAGGGAAAAUUUGCUAUGCAGAAACAUUUUUCUUUUCGCCAUUAUUUCAUCAUUGUGUUAGCAAUCAUGUCUCAAAGACUGAAGUACCUCGAUUGCGCCGAGUUUGAUAGCCGUUGCUUGUGACUCUGUGCAUGGACUGUCGGGGGAGGUAACUAGAGUCAAAGAUUGCAACAAUCUGACUUAAGUACAUCUCCUAUUACGCUACGCAAAGGACCUGAGAACGACCUAUUCAUAACCUCGUUCUGACGACCUUUUGGCUAGCCAAUCAGAGCUUAACUUACAACAUUUUGCAAAUCUACCUGUAGCCUUGACUUUUGAUAUUUACAAUUCUUAUGUCAUACUGUGUCAGAUAGCUGGUUAGCUCAGUCAGUAGGCCAAUUGCUUUGUAAGCGACGGGUCCCGGGUUCGACCCCUGGAAUAACUGCACAUUUUUCUUACUCGUUGACAUUCGAACAAGUCGUCUGAUUGGUUAAAAUAAAAAUAGCAAUUCUGGAAAUCCAAAAUAUACAGAAGACGUAUGUGAAUGGGUCGUUCUCAGAUCUUCGUUUAGAAGAUCAAGUACUUAAGUCAUAUUGAGAUUGCGACUAAUGUACUAUGUAAAAAGUUUCGCCAUCAUUUAGAAUAAAGACGUGCGAUGUUUAUAAAUAUUCUGCGCGGUGCUGGUAACUGGACAGUAAUUGAAAAGAAAAAAUUAUUUAAAGUUUGCUUUUUUUUCCUGGAAUGUGGAAACUCAUUUUACGUCCAAAUGCAUUAGAUUGAUCGUAAAGUAGUUGCAUUAUUAAGAACGCUCCUCGUAUUUGUAACCUACUGAAUAACGGGAAACUACUCUGGUUUUGUACUGACAAACUACAUAAUUGCACUUGUCUCUCUUUGAUUGAUUAUAUUUGGUGAAAACGAUAAAAUUAUAUACAUACAGAUAAAAAAGAUAAAACCAGAAAAUGUUUCCUUUAAAUCAGUUGAUUAUACAGGAUAAAACCAAAGAUUUAUUAAUGCACUCAGCAAAGCUGCUUUCGAGUUGGAAAACGGAACCCUUACAUGAUGGAAUAAGAUAAAUUGAAGAAUGGUUGUAGAAAUGUAAAAAUGUGAUGUUAGUGUACAAUCGUUUAUCUGGUCAUUGUUAGAGAUGGUGUAUUGGUAUGAAAGUUUGUUUCUGUACACCGUUUCCUUCCUGGUACAAACACAAGGUAUAGAUCCAUCCAGAGAGGCUUGUCUUAACUUUGAAAGCGAAUACCAUCAGCCCAAAGCGUGUGAGUGCGUUACUUUUCAAAGUUACGGGCUUUCUACAGGUCAGUUCCACUCCCCCGACUACCCUAAAGCGUACGGAUCCGGAAUCAACUGUAUUCUUUUUAACUUUGUCGGUGACGUCAACGAAAUUGUAGAAAUCAAGUUUCUAGCUAUGGAUCUCAAAGGCCCCGUACAUGUUAGACCUGAUAAGGAGGAAUGUAGGGAUUGGCUUCGAAUUUACAAAAAUUUAGAUCGAGGAGAAAUUAACGAAAAUGUUAAACACCAAGACGAAUUAUGCGGCAACCUAUCAAAUUUGAAAGAGAAAGUAUUCUAUUCAAGCGGACGUGCUCUAAUCAUGGAGUUCCACACAGACCCAGACUCGAGGGAAAAGCAUACCGGUUUUAAAGGCGUUUUUACAUUUUUAGAAAAAAAUAGGAAAGAUAGGUGUGGCUCCUCAUUUGAUCGACAUGUUCCCGGUAGAUGUUCGACAGGUAUUUUCAAAACCGUUGGCAUAUUGCGAUAUGGGACUCAGUGCUCGUAUGAUAUACAAAGUGGAAAUAAUCAUACGAAAGGAAAGUUUUUCUCACCUAGAUACCCUCAGAGAUAUCCAAAAUCAUCUGACUGUGUAUAUAUGUUCAUGGGACAUGACAAUGAACAUGUCAAAGUGCUUUUUAAACUAAUACAGCUGCCUAAACAUUCUUCUGGGUGUGAUGAAAACGGGGAUAUAAUUAGAGUGUACGAUGGAAGAGACAAAUCUUCUCCAAUGUUGAAAACAUUUUGUGAUAAUACACAUAACCAAGUAGAAUUGUAUUCCACUGGACCAUACAUGUACAUAGAAUUUCAUUCUGACAGACAUCAUGAAGCACAGGGAUUUGCUGCUGAUUACGAGUUCUUGGAUAAACGGUGGGAAGGCGGGAGUUCCCCUGUACCUAGUGAUAAUGGGAUGUCAGAAAGUCCUGAUGGUGAUUCUUCGGCGAUGAUAAGGAAAUUUCCAUACCUGAUUCUUAAAUGCAAUGAGAGUAUAAGUAGCAAAGACAAGAAGAACGGAACAAUCAAAAAUCAGUUCUAUUCAUCCGGAAUUAUCUGUCAGUAUGAUUUUAAAGCUGAGGGACAGGAGCGUAUACAACUGAAAUUUACUAGUAUGGAUCUUUUCUAUUCUGCUGGAGAUCCAAAUGAUCCAUUUGAGUGCCCAAGCCAGGACAGUAUUACAGUGUACACUUAUAAAGAUGGCGAAGAACAAGAACUUGGUCAGUUUUGCGGCAAGAAGCACCCACAACAGCUCAUGUCCAGUGGUCAAAGGAUGAGAGUCCUUUUUAAGAGUAUGGAUAACCAAAAAGAUAGCAACUCAGGUUUUAGAAUAGAAUACAAUUUUCGUACAGAUUUUGGAGUACAGGGGAAUGGAGUUCAGGAUAACCGCGAAGUCUGCACUUUCAUGUUUCGCAGUACAUUACAUACCACUGGGUAUUUCACAUCCCCAAAUUAUGGGGGUCAGUACCCUAGAAAUACGGAGUGCACUUAUAUUUUCACUGGAAGACUUAAUGAAGUGGUAGAGAUCGAAUUUCCAGAAUUUGAUGUAGAUGGAAUAAUCCCAAGGUGUGAUAACCCUACUGACAGCGAUUAUGUUGCGUUCUCGAACUUUCUCAAUACAGAAGACAGGCAAAUGCGGCGUUACUGUGGAAAUCGACCAUCUUACCCUACAGUGACGUCAGACGCUGCAUUCUUUCGUGUAACUUUCCGUUCCAACAGCAAGUUUGAUGCCAAUGGAUUUAGAGGUCGCUACAAAUUUAAGCGAAUAGAAGAGGAAACUCCUUACGUGACAGCUCCUCCUAGUGAGACACCGCAACAUGUUCGCAGUAAUGGAGGCUCAAGGCCGCAAGUUGACAUAACCGUUUCCAUAGCUACAAUCAUUUUCUUUUGCAAAUCUGUGAUAGAUCAUUUACUCAACGUUUUCUGACUUACUGAUGUCGAUGAGCAUAAUUAGGUGAAUAAUGACGCACAGAUUUUGACGCUUUAUGCAAGGGCAUAUUUCAAAAUAAUGGUCCAUGGGAACAAAGUACAAAAUAGGGAGCCAAUGUAGACAUUCCUCUUUUGAGCUGAAGUAUGCAUUUAAACACACGAUAUACAUAUCACAGUGUCUUGAACUUGUUACUAGUCGUGGUAGAAAUUUCGUGUAAACAGUCAAUGGGUUUGGCAUAAACGGGCACAGAAUGAUUGAGAAUAAGAUAUUCAGUUUCGACGCAAAGUUUUCAUUGUGAACGGAAAAGUAAAAGGAAUUGAAGAAAAUGUGAGCUUGCAUACUUCCUAUGUAAAUGUUUAUGUUUUAUGAACUGCAUACAUUUCUAGAAAUGUUUAUAUUAAUAUUUCUAUCAGUUCAUCUUUAUCGCAUACUAUAUUUUAUGACUCUUAAAAUUGUAUGCAUGUGUGAAGUGUCUUUUUUCAAAUCCAUUUAAUUUCAUGUGAGAUAUGUGGUCUCAAUUAAUUUGAAUAUAUGGUUUUUUAUAUGAAAUUCAGAUGUAUGAAAACGCUUCAUCUCAUACGCAGAGCACAAUCAGUCAGGAAGCCGGAUUUAGGACUUGCAAUAAGAGAAAAUACUGUUCACUCGUCUUAUCAUCAAUAAUACUUGAAUAUAUUGUUAUUUUAUGUAAAUGUAAUAGGAAAAUGUAUGCUUCAUGAGUAUUGGUAUGGAUUUGAUCGUUUCUAUCAGAUAUAUAGGUAACAUACUUGAUGAUGUAAAAAUAAAACACUCGGUGUAAUCGUAAUGUGAUAAUGACGGUUUGGGAGAAUUUCGUAAAUACAUUAAGACACUAUUGCACAUCUUCAUUAAAUAAUGAAAACAGAAGUGCUCUUUGAAUGUGAGAAAAUGCUAAUUAUUUUGGUAUUUGUUUUUGUUUUUGCAGAAUCAAUGCAUUAGGUUUUAGAAAAAAUCGAAAUCAGGAAACGAUUGAAUAGUGGAAUAUUUAUUCAUAAGCAAGGAAAAUAUAAUUUGUCUUUAUAAUAAAGAGACAUUGUCCUUUUCCUUGAAAGUCUGAUUUUCUUACUGCGGAUGAAAUAUUUUCAUAUUUUCCAAUGAAUAUUAAUAGCUGCAGUGAAAUGGCAAAUGUAACUGACUGAUAAUAUGAAACAAUACAUAUACGUCCGACCAAUAAGAAAAUGAAAUAAAAAGUGCAGCUGGUGAUCUGCAAAAGUGUGCUAAAUUUAAGUAAUCCUUCAGUCACUGAUGCAAUUAUAUGUGAACAUAUGAGAAAGGCCUAAAAUUGUCUUUGUGGUGAAUGAUGUGAUUCUUUUAUAUCAACAAGGUGUUUGUACUUUAACUACUGAUCAUUUUUUAAAAAGCGUUAUUUGUUAUACAUGUAUUUCAUAAAUGUUUAAUAUAUACUUACAGCGCUAACUUACGUUAUCAUGAUUUUAAAGUGUUAGUUAAGUGUCAUGUUUUUUUCCGGUUAUUUUCCAAAUGUUAUAAGAAAAGCAUUUGGAUCAUGCAUGACAAUUGCGUCUGUUUCUUCUUUAUAUUUUCAUAUGUGAUAACACUUACCAUGCUAAAUUUCUAUAGUGAACUUAUUCAUCUUCCAAUUUGGACAGUACCAUUCACUGUUAAAAGGGUUGCUUACCAAAUAGACACUGACUGAAUAGCGAACAGUGCACAUUUUGAUCAGACUGCACGGAUGUACAGGCUGAUCAUGAUUUACACUGGUCGCAAAGGCAGAAUCAAAACAACACAAUAUAUCCGAUCAUUUAUUGACGUCGUCAUAUUAACCCUUACCCUGCUAAAUUGCUAUAAUGAACUCAGCCAUCUUUCAAUUUGGACAGUAUCACUGACUAUUACAAGGGGUGCUUCCCAAAAGGAUACAAACAGAAUGACGAACAGUGCAGAUCAUGAUCAGACCGCACGGAAACUAGACCGCUGUAAUCUAAGAGUUAACAUUUGGUUGUUUUAAUAUCAAUAAAUGUUUUCCUUCAGAUGUUGAUUUGAAUCCUUUUUAUUGAAUGGAAAUCGAUGAGAAAUCACACAUACAUAAUUUUGGAUUCAGUUCCAGUAUGUUUGACAGUAUUCUGUUAUUUAAAUAUCCGGCGGACAUGUCAGUUUUCUAAACAGUGAACUAGCCAAUCAAAUAAUACGCGCAUUGUAUAUAUCUCGACGGAGAACAAUACUGAAACUCUACAUAUACUCGUAGGAUAACAUAACUUGGAUGGCCGUUGAGUUUGCUACAUGGCGACACUUUAGAAUGUAUUAUAACAUGUGUUAUUUAAAAUGUUUUACUUUUUACCUUACUUUAUACCAACAGUCGAUUCAUUGGCAUCCAUCCUUACUGGUAUAUGUUACUGUAUGUGUAUUUAUUAACUAUGGGAAGUUUAUUUCUAUUUGAAAUGAUUUUCAUCUUCUGGUAUAAAACUUAUAAUCAUCAAGCUGUUUAUGACUGAUGUUAGCCUUUACCCUGCUAAAUUUCUGAAAUGGACUGGUCCAUCAUCCAGUUUGGCAGUGCCAUUAAAUAUUCGACGGGGUGUUCUCUAAACAUUUACAGACUAAACAACGAACAGUGCAGACCAAGAUUAGCCUGCACAGACGUGCACGUGCAGGCUGAUCUUGGUCUUCACUAGUCGCAAAAGGCAGAAUCACUUGCCGCCAGCAGACUAAAUGUUAAAAAUAUUGUUUGUUUGUAUGUCAGCGGUCAAUACAAAGUAUGACCGCAAUUUACCGCUUGAAAUAUUGUUAUGUUUAUGCAAUUUUGUAAAUGUUCUUGUUCACAUUGUUUGUAAUUCAUACUUACUGCUUUAUAGAUUUUGUAUAAAUGUAUGUGUAUAUCAGUGAGUAAACAUAAUUUCAGUUAUAAAAAGAGUUUAUUGUACAUAUAUUAUAUAAAUAAUUAUGAUCUGACAUGUUAAAAUAGUAGAUGUUAUUAUUUCAUAUGACUUUAUUUCAUGUAUAAUGUCUGAACUUUAAUAAAUUAUAACAAAAG
Mercenaria mercenaria is the source of this 10174-nucleotide messenger RNA. Its product is annotated as suppressor of lurcher protein 1-like. Gene Ontology annotation, cellular component: plasma membrane. NCBI's taxonomy places the organism in Eukaryota, Metazoa, Mollusca, Bivalvia, Venerida, Veneridae. The coding region runs from base 5119 to 7173 and encodes 684 amino acids. The record is from RefSeq and is a predicted model, not a curated record. The transcript is spliced from 22 exons.